UUUGAAGCGGGAACUCGUGCUGGAGAACGCGCAGCUGUCAUUCGCUGCGCAGAAGGCGACUCAGAAGCACAGCAGAGGCAGCCGCGAAGACUCGAGUCUACCCACUGAAUAAACAAUGGCUAACGUCAGCAAAGUAUCAAUCCUGAAGUUUCUGGAAAUUGCAUUAACAAUCACGUGUAUAGGUUUGCAUCUACACAGCUUUGCUGCAAAAGAUGCAAAUGAACAGCUUAUCAUCUGUGGAACAUUUGGUGGCUUCCUUGUUAUCCUGAUUGGUAUUUUCGUUGGAAUGUUUACUGGACAACCUGUUGGAAGAAGAGUGGAUAUCUUCUACAGCCUGGCUGGUUGUGCUCUCUUUGUGGCAGCAGGUGCCCUCAGCAUUCAGUAUUACGAAAACAUGUAUAAGGGGGACCUGAGGGACAAGGGUCUCUCAAAGGGAGCACUGGCGAUCAUUAAUGGUGUUUGUUUCCUUCUGGAUGCGGUGUUUAGCUUCCGUGGGGAAUAAACGAAGAACCUCAUAAGAAUGAAAAUCAGAAUAUAAUGAAAUUAUUUUGAAGUGUAAUUUUGAAUGCACCUAUUCUUUUAAUGUUAAAAUGUAAUGAUCUGUAAACAAAAUUGGAUGAAUUUUGUAUGUCAUUACACAGAGCAGUGACAUUGAUGAAAACAAAAGCUUCUGAGCUUGAGAAUGUAAGUGCACAUAGGCUUUAAUUACCCACCAGAAAAACAUUUUUAUAUGUAUUAUUAUACAUUACAUUAUAAUAUAUUUCUUAAAUUGAGACAAUGGCACACAACAAUCUCAUUUAUCAGUGCUAGCUUACUGCAUUAUUACGACAGAUAUAUGAAUUGUUACUAUUGUAUAUAUCAUGUACAAAAUGAAACUUCAUUUACACUAUUAACCAUGUGUAUAUUUGUAUAGUUACUGGCUCACAUUGUUAUCACUGAUAUUCAUUCUUCUUAUUUCAUAUAACACAUCAUUACAUCCAUUAAUGUUGGUAAGAUCUGAAAGUGCAUUAAUGCUCUUGUCAAGGCAUGUGCAAAUCAUUUUAUUUUAUUUUAUUUUUUUUUUUUUUUAGUUUUUAUACUUCUGUUUGGCCAUUUAUUUUAUUUUAGUUAGCUGUAUAAUAAUUUUUAUAAUUUAUCAUAGGAACAUGAGUGAUAUCAAUGAAAAACACAAUAACCAUGACCAAGAAAUCUAUUUUUUAUAUCAUCAUGUGCUUGAAUAAAUCAAGGAACCAAGAAAAUAUAGGUGUUCAACUUGUGUUUGAAAAAACAAAAUGGCUGCAUGGUAUGAUUACUGUAAGAGAUAAAUGGAUUUGUAACAAGCAAGAAUUUAUUGACAUUCCUGUGGAUACCACCAUACAUUACAAACAUUAGUUGAAUGGUGUUUAGUAUGCCCUGGGGCAUUAUAACAUGUACCAUAUUUAACUAGCCUGUCUCAAUUACUGACACACAUUAUAUCAAAAAUUUCUUGUACUGAUAUUAUAGUAAACUAUUUGUAUGACUUGUAUAAUUGAAUGGCAGAAUAAGAAAGCAAUAGUGUUAUAAAAUAGCCACAGUAAAAUUCAUCUUUGCCAGGAUUGCUACACCAACAUGUCACUUCCUUCACUGGUAACAGUUUCCAGUAUAAGUGCAAACUAUUUUGAUGUAAAUGAAAAAGAAAUGUGGGCACAAAGCUUCAGAAAGAGUAUUUUCUAUUUCUUUUUCUUCACAAAACUUAUUUUUUGACAUGCUUUAGAAACUUGUAUACUACUUCAGAAACCGUAACUAUAUAUUAAUGUGACAGCCGAUUUGUACUGUUUUGUAUUUCAUGAAAUAAAUGCUUUAAAUGUCUAAAAGAGAA
Molecule: messenger RNA, 1837 nt
Organism: Schistocerca piceifrons (Central American locust)
Lineage: Eukaryota; Metazoa; Arthropoda; Insecta; Orthoptera; Acrididae
Exons: 4
Coding region: 116-502 (128 amino acids)
Biological process (GO): septate junction assembly
Source: RefSeq, a predicted model, not a curated record